Molecule: messenger RNA, 1555 nt
Organism: Gaeumannomyces tritici R3-111a-1
Lineage: Eukaryota; Fungi; Ascomycota; Sordariomycetes; Magnaporthales; Magnaporthaceae
Product: tRNA wybutosine-synthesizing protein 2
Exons: 1
Coding region: 112-1380 (422 amino acids)
Biological process (GO): wybutosine biosynthetic process; tRNA methylation
Cellular component (GO): cytoplasm
Molecular function (GO): tRNA methyltransferase activity; S-adenosylmethionine-dependent methyltransferase activity
Source: RefSeq, a predicted model, not a curated record
ACGUCUUGAAAAAAUGUGAGAGUUGUUGAUUUGUUUUUAUGGACCCCACCAUGCAAGCUUUGAACCGCGUCGAGACCCUCUUCCUUAGUCGCUCCUCUUCCAACCCAGACCAUGGCGCAACAAGAUGACGAAAGAGCAACCACACAACGCCAGGACGCAACGCCACGCCCGCCCAAAAAGCCGAGGGCCAAGAAACCCAAGGCCGAAAACCCCAUCACGGCCGCCGUGACAGAAUGGCUUGCCACAACUUCCCAUAGCAGCAGCAGCAGCCUUGACGAUGACCCAACGCGGCAGCUCCUGCUCGACUCGGCGCCCAAGCGCUGGGUCGUCUACGAGCCCAUGGUCCUCCUGCCCAGCGGCAGCUUCGCGUCGGACGCCUGGCGCGCCGCCCUCGCCGGCUCCGGGGCGGCGGACGCCUCUCGCCUGUGGGCCGCCGUCCUCGCGGCCCUGUCGGCCCGCUCCCCUACUACCCCGCUGACGCACCUGGCCGUCAACGAGGGCAUCCCGCCGCUGAGCGCCGGGGGUCGCGGUGGGGAAAACGUGCUGCGCAGCCCCAGCGGCCUGCGCAUUCUGCACGGGGACUUUGGGCCCGCCGCCGUGGUGGUGGACGACGACGAGGGUGUCGUGUCGGACGACAAUUUCGACCGCGCCUUUUGGGUCUCGACGCGCCAGAACGACAUCUGCCAGACGUGGGCGCCGCGCUGGACCAUGUUCAGCCGCGGCAACGUCAAGGAGAAGGCGCGGCUGCUGGGUCUCGUCACGACCACCAGAAACGGGUGGGCCGCGGACCUGUACGCCGGCAUCGGCUACUUUACCUUCUCGUACGUGCGCCUCGGCCUGCGCGUGCUGGCCUGGGAGCUGAACCCGUGGAGCGUCGAGGGCCUGCGGCGCGGCGCGGCGCGCAACGGCUGGCGCGUACGUGUAGUGCGCGGGGCCGCCGACCUGGCGCGCCACACGGCGGAGCUGGUGGGGGAGGGGGAGGGGGACGAGGGUGGUGUGCGCAUUGUGGUGUUUCAGGAGAGCAACGAGCAGGCCGCCAGGCGCGUCGCGGAGCUGCGCGAGGCGGAGGCGGAGGCGGCGGUCGAGCUCCAUCACAUCAACUGCGGGUUCCUGCCGUCGAGCGCGCCGUCGUGGCGGGCGGCGCUGGACAUGGCGGCCGGGAACGGGAGGGGCGGUGGGGAUUGCUGGCUGCACCUGCACGAGAACGUGGGCGUGGCGCAGAUCGGGGCGCGCGCGGCCGAGGUCCAGGAGCUGCUGGCCGGGUGGGCGGCGGAUCGGGACGGCGAGAUAGCGACGGUCGAGGUGGAGCACACGGAAAUGGUCAAGACGUUUGCGCCCGACGUCUGGCACUGCGUGUUUGACGUGCGCGUAGGGAGGUGAUUUUGGACGGGACAAAAGAGACAACGCUCGAGACAUGACAAAGAUAUAUAUGGCAUUCACACAUUAGAUAACCCCAACCAGGCAACCAACCAGAUCAGUGGUGUCUCCUAAACAUGGCCGGCACGUUCUCAUCCACCACGGCCUUUUGCUCCAUAAACUUCCGCUGCGUCUCCUC